AUGUUUUGUGAUUGUUUUCUCGUCGUCGUCCGGUUGUGCUAACAUAUGUUUUAUUGUAAAGCUCUCUAACUUUAAAGUCUUGGCUUUUUGAAACUGUUUUAACCAGAACAUAAUCUAUUAUUUCUAACAGUGUAUAAAGUAGCCGAAUACCAUCUUUAUAAUGUCUUUAAUUCGACGUUUAAGUCGAAGGUUUAGCCGUCGUGGAAGUAGGCCGAGUAGAAGGCGACAGGAUUAUUCCGAUGGAAAAUGUCAUGAUAAAGACAGCAUCGCUUGUAAAGUUGAUCUGCUUGAUGGGACAGUUUUAUCUUUCAAUUUAGAGGUAAGUUUUAAAGGAAACAUCAGUUAGAUGCAGAGAUGUGUUGUAUUAUGUGAAUUGCAAAAAUGUAAUCUGUUUGUCUACAUUGAAUGCAGUAUAUUUACACACUGCAUUCCAGGAAAAUUUGCAUGCUGUUUGGCACCCUAUUAAUAUGUUCAAAAGCCUUGUUCUUGUCAAGGCAAGGGGCUAUACACUCCUCUGAAAGCAAGUUGUUGAAAAUCACAAUCCCAGCCAACUCAGAACAUGCAAUCCUUUAAUGAAAAUCACCGCAAUAUCUAGUUUAAUACGUAGUACUCCAAAUUGUAGAUAUACAUUUCGAAAGUGCCGUGAUUGCCGAAAUUUUCAUAUUGAAGUAGGUCUCAAAACUAAUGCAUCUAUUAUCUAUAAUACUGUAGUCCAGAGCAGAUGUGUGUUUUUAUGACCUUAGAUUUAUUUAUUUAGCGCAGUAGACAUAGAGUGAUGAAAACGUAUUGGCCAGUUGAGGCCAAUAUAAGUAAAUUGUUGGUGAUCUCUAACAUAAUGACAAUAAUAUAGAUAGUUAUUGGGGUCAACAUUUGGUCAAGACAUUUCAAUCAUUGCCUCGUUUAAACGUUGUCCACAAAAAUUAAAUAUUGAGCAAUCAUAAUAUUUUUUAUUUGUACAGUGUCUUUUUGGGUGGAUCAGCAUAUAAAUGAGGGCAUCUGGUCAAUAUGGAGCCAAAUUGUUCAAUAAUGCAUUUUUAUAUACAAAGAGAAAUAUGUAUGGCUUUUAAACUUGAACAUGAUUUGAUCUGGUUUUUUCAGCAUCAAAAUUUGAUGCAAUUUGUUCUACUUAAAAUAUACUUUGUAUCAGGAAAAAAACACAAAAAUGAUAAUUUUAUCUCCAAAAUGAUAAUUAUACACCUUUGACUGUAUUCCACAAUUUAGUGAAUAUGGCUCAUGCCAGGGUGCAUUCCAUGUAAACUCGACGCCGGAGAUACGCCAACAUAAUGCAACAUUAACUAUAGAUAGUAUUGUAAUUUGUCAAACUCACGCCAGAUAUCUUCGCACUUUUGUGCACAGAAUGCACCCUGGGGCUCAUGAGACCAAUAUGACAGGAUAUUGCCAAUAAUUAGAAAGUAGAAAUGUUUGUUUUGGCUAAAAACGUUUGUUUUGGCUGAAAGAUUUCUAGAAUAUUGUAAAAGUUUCGUAACUGUUAUUAUAUGUUUGGUAACUGACAUGUUUCAAGAUGAAAAUAUCACAUCGCAUGUGACAUUUUCAUAUGCAGAGGGAAUAGAGGAGAAUGUGACCCAUUUUCUUUUGUAUGUUUGUGUUCCUCACCAAGGUAGCACUAAUUACUGAACUAAAAUUGUGAGGUCACUUACAAAGAAUUCUUUAACAACCUACUCAUAUGACUCAUUGUAUAUGCAAGUAUAUAAUUUAUAUCUUCCUGUAGUGUGUGGGAUGCUGUUUCUACACUCCCAUUGUUUCCUUUGCACAUUUUAAAAAGUAUAUGGUUAGAAUGUCUCUUGAAAGUACAAAUAGUUGUAACCUUUGCCAAAGAAUGUAUCUAUUGAAAUAAUAUAGUAGGAUACCUCCUGAAGGGCACAUUGUCGCUUAAUGGGUUAAUAAUUAUCACAUGCACAUUAAUUUAAAAAUUAUAUUAUAUAUAAAUUGUGCGUUCAUACACAUGCAUGUACAAAUGCUCAACCAUUUACAGUGUGAAUAGUUUUAACAAACUUUGGUUCCAGUAACUUUAGAAAUUAUCAUUAAAAAAUCGAAAUGAAUGAUGUCACCUUUACUUGGUUGGCUGACGUUAUGACAUCAUUAUAGAAUCAGUGUCAAGUACAGUAAAUUGUUGCAUGAAUAAUCGGUAAUCAUUAAAUUCUGAUUGUGGCACAAUCGGCCAAUUACUAGUAAACAGAUGUAACAUAGUGGAGCUGAAAUGUUUAAUGUUGAAUCAUGUAUUCCAUCAUGUUUAUUAUUUUCUGAUGUUAGUCAAGAAUGCAAGAAAUGUCAUGUUAGGGAGCAUAGAUUCUAAAAUUUUUGGGGAUCACAACAGAAUGUACAGUACUGUACUGUAUGUUCAAUUUAAGAGUGUUGCAUAUUUGGUUCAUGCUCACUAAUUCUGCAUAUUAUAUAAAUUUCUUAGUGUUAUGCAAGGGGACAGUAUAGAUUUUUAGUGAAAAAUAUAGAAAUAAUAAUAAUAUAUUAAUAUAAUAUAUUUUUAUAUUCAUAUAGAAUUUUGGAAAAUAUUGACAGAUGGCUAAUUAUAUACAAGUGUAAUAUUAAUAGAUUAGAAUUUUUAUGAAGUAGCUGUUUGCCUGCCAAUUAACCACUAUAACUGAUUACAGUAAUUAGCUCAUUUGUGUUUGGUACUUGCAUUUCUGUUUGGCAGAGUUUGGUACUGUACAGUACAUAUCAAGUCAUGAAGAUUAAAGUUCCACGUUCAUUGCACAUUCACUUUACAAAGAAGCAAGCAAAAGUGUUGGGUUUAACGCUUGACGAAUUUUUAAUUUGCAUGGACCAAGCAUAUUGACAACUUAAUUAAUUGUGUUCGACAAUUAAUAGUAGACUUGCUUUAUUACGUAGGAUUAAACCCUUUUUAACUAAGGACUGUGCUCUUCAUUUCUAUAACUCCUGUAUUAAUUCUAGUCUUAUCUACUGCUCUGUAACUUGAGGAAACUGCUCAAAAACACUUUUACUUCGCAUUCUUCGACUGCAAAAGCGUACAGCACGUAUUAUUCUAGAUGCUGACUUUUCUGCUCCUUCUGUUCUUUUUUCCCAGAUUCGAAUAAUCCCAAUCUUUGAUCUUGUUAAAUUUAGGAAGCUUCUCUUACUAAUUAACAUUCUCACAAAUCCCAGUGCUCCAUCUUCAUUUAAGCAAAUGUUUAAAUUCUUAUCUUCUAUUUGACAACAGGCUCUGACUAGAGCUUGCGCAUAUGACCUUCAACCCCCCUUCCCGCGUACUGACUCUGGCAAACGAACAUUUCUGUACAGUGCUUCCAUUCUUUUUCAUUGCUUAGAAAGCAAUUGUAAGCAACUUGCUGCUUUGCCAUCUUGCUCUUCAUAUACUAACGCCAAACAAAAAAUUUGUAAAAUCUUUCUUAACAAGUUUAACCUUACUAACCAUAUCAAAGAUCUAUUUUGUAUAAAUUGUAAAUAUUUACUAAAUUGUAAUUGUAUUCAUUACGUCUAAUAUUUUUUUUCUCAUAUGUAAAUAGUCGUAAUCUUUAAUCCCUUUUAAUGUUUUAUGCCUGUAAAUAUCAAAAUAGUGCGAGGGCCAUAUGUUAGAUAACUUUUAUCAUGGUUAAUACGUUUCCCUCGUGAAAUAAAGUUUCUAUUCUAUUCUACAUUCCAAAGGUCAUAAUAAUUGUAUUUGCGAACUGGUACAACAAACUGCCAGUUGUCAGUACUAGACUGGUUUCCGGAAGCCCAUACAGGCAUCUUUUUCAAAAAGCUGGCAACAUAGCUAGUUUUGUUAAUUCGAAAUGCUGAUUUCAAAAACCAAUGUUGCCAGGUUCAAAAAUUAUGUUACAGGAGUGUAAUUUGCAUUUUAAAAUAUGAUGUUAUAAAAUAUAAUUACUAUCAAAUAAUAUUUGUGUCACGUGACCCAUCAGGUGUCCAGCAAUAAUCGGUAUCUUAAUGGCACGAGCAUCGAUUAUAUGACGUUAUAUUCCUUCAGGAAAAUUCUUUCUGUUUUAUUAACUAAUUAUAAACCAAAACAUUUAUUGAUGAAAUACGAUGAAACAUUGCUUGUCGAAAUGUUACCAACGUCCAAGCAUAAGAUUCAGCUUCAACCUCAGAGGCACAUCAUGGACGUGCUCUAUGGUAGCUUAUCAUUUGUUAUCAAUGCACAAGUUGUUCUCCGAUUUGCUGCAGCAACAUAGUCCAGAACACACUAUAUUUGCUUUCUGCACUUGCGCCGCAGAGUUGCACAACCAGUGGUUGCGCUUACAUGUAAUCAUCUCCACACAUUGUCGUCAGGACUGGCUUGUCGUCAGGACCGUCAUCUAUAAGUUUUCAACCAGAUUCCGUAGGCUCAGUUAGAAUUUGCUUUGGACAAUGCGCCUGUCGCCACACCAUAGCCUGAUAACGAACUCUCAUUAUGUGGUACUUCGAGGCGUCGCUUGUUGGUGGAAUUUAUCUGGAGUACCAGCCUUCGCAAAUAGCAGAAAUUGAGCCAUAUCCACGGAUGGUACGUUUGUCUUGUAGAUUCUGCAAACAAACAUUUCUACUCUUUUAAGUGUGUCUGUUGUCAGAGUUCCUUCUCCGAGGAAAGGGAGCAGAUGAAAGUAGUCUUUCAACACCGUCUAUGCGGUCUUCUUGGAGUGACCAAACAGGUACGAGGUAGUGUCGCAGCCGGUGAUCGCAUGAAACUGUAGGAUGGCCUUCUCUGAUCCUGCUGGAAGCUUACGAUAGACAUCAUCUAAAGGGAUGAAUUUGGGUUUCUUAGCGGUUCCUGCUGCAACCCAGACUUUUGAAGUUAUCCGAAAUCGAUGGGCCAGCAACAGCAGUAGCACAUCCGUGUCACGGGCUGAAACGACAACGUUCUGAGCAUACCCGUUGUUGUGUAUAACAUGAAAGACAAUGCAGGUAUCCGCCUCCUCGUGAUUGCAACGCAGCCCCACAACGUCAAUUGUUGAGUCUGAGCAAACGAAAUGACCAACUCCUUAUAUUUGGCGUGGUUAAGUACCUUAUCAUUCUUUGUACACCAUUUCUCAAUAUCGUCGAUAACAGUUUGUAAAUGGCUUUGUUUACCUUUAAUGAUUGUUUCCGAAAGACUGGUAUCGUCAACAUAUUUCCAUCGGUUGUGAGUGACGGCUAAAUCGUUGACCGUAUGGCAUAAGGAAAAGAAGCUGGCCGAGAAUUGUUCCUUGCGGUGCGCCACCAUUUACAAAUUCCCAAUCAGAUAACACAUGCCCCAACUUCACCCUCUGCAUGUCUUCUUUGCAUGAGAAAGUCAAUCACCCAAUUAAUUAAAGAAUUAUCAAUGCCCUGUCUUCUUUGACCUUUUUGGUUUCUCACGACUGCUCGGCACAUCGUACAGUAGUUUGAUCGUAACCAUUCAUUUCAUAUACAAGGUCUCUUGAUAUAAGAUAUAGGCGUAAAGAUAAUCUAUUUCCGUUAGUCGUUAGUCGUUAGUUGAUUUUAUUUCCCCCCUAACAAUCUGAGCGUAUCCAAAUUGUCGGUUGUGUCAUAAUCCGGUCGUUUCUCUUUUCUAUUUUUAUCGACUGAACCAUGCAGUCACAUAAUGAGUUUUCCAGAAUAAAGUCUAUAGGGGGCCUCUGUGAUUCUCACGCUAAGAUCUGUCAAGCCUCAAGGGUUUAUAUAGAAUUAUCUCAAUAUUGGCCGAAGAGUCUUGAUAGAGCAUCGCUGUUUACCAAUCGUACCAAGAUAUGUUGGCCGUUUAAACAGGGGUCGAAAUUUAAUUUUUUUUUGUACUAUACAGCCGGAAUAGUAGAUUUUGAAAUUUACUAUUCCGUCUGAAGAUACACUAUUUAAUGUACUGUUUCUGACAGCCUGUUCAUGCAGGGUCCGAGCUAAUGUUCUGAUUUUCGUGAAAUCAUCCCUGAGACGUCUCCUAAAGUGAACUGAAUAAUUGAAUAACAAAGAAUAAACAGGUGCAGUGCAUUGCAUUGUACAGUGAUGAACAAAUUAUUAAUAAAAAACAAAACAUCUCAUGAUAUUCAAUGAAUCAUGCAGUAAUUAGCCGCCAUUUUCGGGUGGCUUUUCAGCUGAAGUUUUCAGCUUGGGUGACUUUUCAGCUGAAGAAGCAGCUUUUGACGAAUGAUGGUAAAUUUGCUUUGUAAAUGGUUAGUUUAUUUUGAAAAAUUGCUUUUCACAUUGUUUUAAUUAUCUGCAUUGGUUAACGAGAAUUAGAUGCCACCCAGAAAUGGCGGAUUUUCGACAUUGUGAGAAAGGCUAAUUAACUAUAAUGUGAAUCAUCUAUUCAUGUACAUUAAUAUACAUCCUCAGGCUGGCCCACCACUAGCAUGAACAUAACAGAAUUUAGCACCAGGGUAGCACCUUGUAUGUCAUAGACGCAAGUACUACAAGCGAACAAGAACUUAGCUACGAAGUGGAACAGUAGCUCAAAGUCCGGUAUAAAGUGAUAUAUUAUACAAGAGGAAAACGCUUGCUUGUCGAUAUUUGGUACCACAAUUUUUUCAAACGGAAUACCGUGAUCAUGGGGUUUACUAUUCCGUCAGGCAUUUUACUAUAUUCGGAAUAGCGGGAAUUUCGACCCCUGUUAAAAAGAUAUUUUUUUGGUUGAUAAACCAUUUGUCAUGUGGUUUAUUUAUCAGCCUAUAAGUACUAAAAGAAUAAUUUUGAGUUAUUACUCGCCAAAGCCUCAUGCAACAACAACACUAUGUUGCAACCUGGAAAGUAGAAACGCUACUUUGGAGGUUACGGCGAUCGUUGAUGGGAUAAGAACGUGUAGGUAUGUCGAAUGAUCGUAGCUAUAUAUCGAAAGGCAAGAAACGAUAACCAUUUUUUGUAUUUUUGCAGUUAGAAGAAACAAUAUUGAAGCGUUACGAUUUGUUUCAAUUAAGUCAUCGUGUCUAAGUUACAUGAUACUAGUAUCUAUUUUAUUUAGAAAAAGUCGAUUGGUGAAGAACUUAUUAAUCUGGUGGACAGGAAUCUUGAUUUGAUUGAGAAGGAAUACUUUGGCUUGCAGUUCACUGAUUCUCUCCAAGUUUCAGUAAGCGAACAUAUAGUGUUUUGUUCUGCAUGUGCAUUACACACGACCAUGUGAUAUUGAAUAAAAAUUUCCAUUUUACUGAGAGUCCAAUGGAAUUGAAUUCGAUGCAUCCAAAAUUCAACGUUUGAAACGGGCGUCGAAUCUGGCAUGUAGUUCGCUCGUAUCUCACGCGAAUUGUAUUCAACACAUGCGGAAUGUGACUUUUGAACCAGGCCUAUACUGUACAAUUGCGCCUGAUAGUUGAACAUCAAACAUAUUAAAUGUUAAUACGCAAAGUAAAUUUGUUUGAUAUUUUUGCAGCAUUGGUUAGAUCCACUGAAGAGAAUAAAGAAACAAAUUAGAGGUAUACAACAUGUUGUUAACUACUUUUGAAAACUAAUAUAACGUUUUAAUAACUGUAUAGAACCUUCAUUCCCGGGAAAUGCUGGGCCAGCUCAGUCAAAGCACGAUUAGCCUUAACCCUGGGUUAAAAUUUAACCUGUUAUUUGGGUUUGUGUGUUUCUAGACGUCUGUUAAUUUCCAAACUUCACAAAAUGAGACUGCUAUUGAUCCUGACAAGAUUUCUGGGAAAUUAUAGUAUUUCCAAGUUUAUGAGCAAGCCGUUGGGAACUUUGUUUUGACGUUUUUCGUUAAUCCUGGAUUAAGCUAACCUGCAUGGUGUGUAACUGUUCGUCAAUGUAUUUUCUUUUGAUAUUUUAGGACAACCACCUUAUACAUUGAACUUCCGUGUCAAGUUCUAUGCUGCAGAACCUCAUAGUUUAAGUGAGGAAUUAACAAGGUUGGUAACUACAACAGGCAUAUAAUAGUUUUGUUUGUGGAAACACCACGUAAAUUUAAUUUAAUUAAUUUAAUUUAAUUUACGUGGUGUUUCCACAAACAAAACUAUUAUAUGUUUUAUCGCCAUGCAAACAUACAAAGAACUUAUUACAAUAGGCAUGUUGAUAAUAAGAUAAAAAACAUAUACUUGGUAUUCCGAGGCACAGAAUGCAAAUUUAUUAAGUGCGUGUGUACUACAGGAGUGCAUGUACUAAUAUGAAGGCAUGAAGUCAUAGGUAGUUAUUUUCCACUCUCUGUUCUACAUUCGAAUACUCGAAAAAUAUUUACCUAAUGAAGUUUCCUCACUUCAUACUGUAUUUCUGCAAUGUUGUUCGUUAUAUCUUGCAAUGCCUGUUUCCUUUUAUAGAUAUCAUUUUUUUCUGCAACUAAAACAAGACAUUUUGGCAAAAAGGUACAGCAUAUCUUUACUUUACAGUGUUUUUAAGAAUGUUAAUCUAUAGUGUAGCAUAGAAAGUUUGUAUCAUGAAUUGACAAAAAUCGAAAUUGAAUCUUCAACGUAUAUGACCUGGAAUGCUCGCUGCUUUUAAUGAUUUCGUAAUAUACCAUCAUCAUAGUUACCGGGGUUCGUACGGGUCCUGGAAAACCUGGAAAGUCAUGGAAUUUAAAUAUUCCAAAAUCCAGGCCUGGAAAUCCUGGAAAAUCAAUUUUAGUCAUGGAAAGUCAUGGAAAAUUGAAAUUUUACAAAACAUUAACAAAGUAUUUUACUUAUUUCAAUUUACCAGUCAUAACAAUAAUAUGAAUUUUUGUUAUAUAACGGAUUUUUGCAAGAACGAAGUGAAUUUUGUUCUUUUAUUAUAUCUGUUAUCGUUAAAAUAUUAACGAAUUUUAGAAAUUCCAGACUUCCAGGUUAUGGAUUUUGAAAAGAAUGGUCAUGGGAAGUCAUGGAAAAGUCAUAGAAUUUUAAAUGGGAGAAGGUGUACGAACCCUGAGUUACACACAUCAUAGAUAGUUAUAGCUGUACUGCAUGUAUAGAUUGGGACUCCCCCCCCCCCAAUCCCUCCUUUCUUAAAUUUCACUUAGUCAAAAUACUAAGAGCAAAUUGAUGUUGGUGUGCAAAGUGAAAAAUAGUUUUCUGUAUUUCAAAAAAGCAAUUUUCGACUAAAUACAGUCCUGAUAUAACAAUAUUGUUACAAUCUAUAGUUGUGUCGUAAUCAUGACUAUAUCAGACUUGUUAGAACAACCUUGUCACAAGUCUGAUAAUGCCAAGAUUGUUACAAGUUGUUAACAGCUUGUCCCAAACUUGUUGCAACAACUCAUGGGAACAAGCAGUGCGAACACAAGUUGUUGACGGCUUGUUGGCAGACUUGUAACAACUUGUUUGCAGACCUGUAACAACUUUUGCGUUUUUACGUGUGUAUAUGGGUAUCGUUUCUGAGAAGCUAAGAUUUCAGAUAUGUAGGUUUGAUUUCACAUUGUUUACCGAAGCCGAUAUCGUAUAGAAAGUUUUCAGGAAUUCGCAUCUGACCAAAAAAAAUUGGGGAUUCUGAAACGUUUUGACGUACGCCAGAAUGAGUUCCGUACCAGUGUGUAAUUUUCUAUAAUCUCGGUGUAUGAUGCUAGAACACACUGUGUAUAUCUUAUGUUAUACUUUUCAUGUUUCCAUUAAGGUUAAAUGUUCCUUUAAAGAAAUUGGUGGAAUUGGCAGCAUACAGUUUACAAUGUAAGUAACUGUUAACUUUUAAUAGUUAACUUUUGUAAUGCGAUAGGCGAUUUCCACUCGAUAAUUUCCAUCUACAAGACCCUUCAACUAUUAUUGAAUCGAGUGAGAUGCCAACAAAAUUUUGAUAUUUAUCCAUAACCUAAACAUGGCAGUACCCUAUAUAUACAUGAACUUGUGGUUUAUAGGGCUCGAAAACUGGCCUCUGUAUUAGCGCUGCACCGGAAUCGCAGGUCCUGUAGUUGCAUGGUUAGGUCUAAUAAAUGUAUAAGACCCUUCAGCUUUAGACCUAUUAUCUAUUAUGCUUUCCCAAGACAAGUUGGUUUGGUGAAAUUGUCCUGAAUUGUUGUACAAAUUGAUAGCCAUGCAAAUACUACAUGUUUGAAUAAAAAUGUAUAUAUAAUUUGAAUGUUUACUUGAUAUACGAACUGACUGAAUAGAAUGUAUUGACUAUUGUGCACACCGACGUUUUGUACAGAAAGUAGUACAAAACAAGCAAAAUUUAUAGAAAACCAUAAAGUCGUGGAGAACAAAUUGGCAUCCAUACCAAAUAUACAAGUGUUCGGCUCUUGAAAAUAUACACAGUAAUUUUAGUAUGGAACAAGAAGUGGUGAUGCAACCAAUCAGUGGAAAGUCCCGCACAACCAAACCCAAGAAAAAGUAUAGGGAUUUUGACCCGACACCCAAGCAACAAAGUAUACAAUUUCCAGCACAGCGUGGUAUGUUUUAUUGUCGAAAUCCCGUAUAAUAAAUUCCCCGUAAUCGUUCGGGCAAUUUGGUACAAAAAUGUGCGUAAUCAACAAUAAGCUAUAUAGAUACAAUAGUCCACUGGAUAUUUGGUAUUGACUAUGAAGAAAAUUUAUACAGUAAACUAACAUUCUCCCAUUGGCACGUAAAUAAAUCCCAGCUGAAACCACGCUAUUUCUCUGAACUACUAUUAAAACUAAGCAAAUUCUCUCGGGACACCAUGCAUAUAUCCAUCAAUUUCCCCGUAAAGUCCAGGUCUGUGAGUCUGGGGAUUUCCAUGCAGAAUCGUUUGGGAAAUAUUCGAUAAAAAUAUGUAACUUUAUUGUAGUAAUAGAGAGCAAUGCAAUUUUAGUUAACUAUAGUGUCAAAAACCUCCUCCCUUGGUUGACCACAAAUCAACCUACAAAACUUCGGUCCCUCAUGUUCGCAAAUUCCAACUAAUAUUUACUAAAAUACUGAAAAGUUCCUCUUUUCUUUUAACGUUCAUAUUUCAUGGUUAUUCAAAUGUUCCAGUUUACCUUAUAUAUGUUAUGAUUGUUACUAGCUUAUUCUACACUAAAUCUAUAAGUUAUUAAUUUACAACCCAUGGUUUUUUCCAAAUUGCUAAUCGUAUACAUUUCCAAACAUUUAGCUGAACUGGGCGACUUUGAUCCUGAAUUACACGAGCACAAUUACAUCAGUGAUUUUAAAUUCAUCCCAGAGCAGGUUGGUUGGAAUUCUAAACAAUAAAUGUAGAUUACUUCAUGGUUGGUGAGUGUGUACGAUUUUAAACGAUUGAGCGAUCCUUCACAACGAGGAUACAUGCAAAACGUACAAACGAACCAACCAUGAAGUAAUUUGUUUAUUGUAUAUGUGUUUAGAGAUAAAUGUCCGACAGGCACAAAUGCAGUAUAACCAUUUCGAAACAAAGGUAUUCUUAUUUGGUAUUAUUAUUUAUUUAAAAAAAUCCUGGUUUCUGAUUGGCUGAUAGCCAACUGUGAAAUUGUCAUAUCAACUCAAUGGCUAACCAAAAUGGAUUUUUCACAUUCAUAUUAGCAAAAUGACGUAUGAAAAAAAUUUGGACGCGUUUGCGCCAUAUUACUAUGACGACGAGAAUCAUAUUGACUCGCUGACGCCAUUGAUAUGACGACGAACGACGGCUGCCGAAGGACUUGAAGCCCGUUCUCCACUAGGCGAAUUUUUUCGCGCGACGCGAAAAACAAAUUUUGGCAAUGUGAUUGGUUAGCGAAAAAAUUCGCCAUGAAAAAGUUGGAUCAGUUCCUACUUUUUUACUGUUCGCGCGAACAAAUUCGCCUAGUGGAGAACGGGCUUAAGUCCGAAAGGUUCGCCAACCUUGGCGAAGCCGAAAUUCAAAAAUUACUGGAAGAUAAGAUUCGUUAAAUACAAAAAGAUCAACAAAAGCCUCUAGAAUAGGUAAGAACACUUUUCCUAAUUCUUGAUUGGCUGAUUAACGCGGGCGAACAAAUGGAUGACCGUCAGUUGUUUUGAAUUUUUUAAAUAAAUAAUAAAACAAUUAUUGAAUUCGGUUUUCGCACAAUAUAAAGAAUUAUCAAGCCCUCAGUUUGCAGUUAUCAACCUCAGCCUUCGGCUUCGGUUGAUAACGGCAAACUUCGGGCUUGAUAAUUCUUCAUAUCGUGCUCAACCUCAUUCAAUAAUUGUUAAUUAUUGGCCUUGUGUGUUUUCAUUUUGACAAUUGCUGAAAUAAUAACUCACUUCAGCAACUUCGCUAAAGCGGACCCGAAGUACAUGUACAUAUAUAUCUAGCCUCAAACAAGUUUCUUGCCGUCUAUUUCUUCAUUUUCUUGCUAUAAUUCCAAACAGGUUAAUUAAAAGAGGCCCUUCGUUAUUAUUUUAGACCUUGCGUGUUUUCGUGACGGCAAUACUCACUUGCAAUUUUUGCUGCGAUUUUCUUCCCCUGAUGUAUGUGAACGAGUGGAUGAGUUAGAAAUGUUUAGAUGAAGGUACAUAUACUCAUUCAUAACUUAUCUACUCGUUCACAUCCAUCAGAAGAAGAAAAUCGCACUAGAAAUCGCAGCAAAAAUUGCAAGUUAAACGGGCCUUAAACCAUAAAAUUCAACAGCACUUUUGCCACUUCGCUAAACCAGGCGCCAUGUUAAUAAUUGUUAGAUAGAACGCAAAAACAACAUUGCUACGGCCAAUCAAAGCGCUCCGACGAUAAUUUUUCACAUGCGAGAAAAAUCAUCUGACCAAUCAAAACUCUAACACCGUAAAUUUCGUCAGACGAUUGUGUUUGAUCUACGUACUGCACGGGAGGUCUCUAUACUUCAUAAUUAUAUGGUGAUCAUUAUAACUCCAGGUUAGUUUAUGUAGUCCAUGAGGCAACCGGGUCCAGUGUACUAAUUCCGCUCGGCUAUUUACACCCGGGGGAAGGAGAGAAGAUAAGUAUCGUAAGGGGAUAUUUACCAUGUCUCUAAGAAAUGGGCCCCGUAUAUGAUUUAUAAACUGAUUAAAUGAUGCUCCCAUUAUGCUUUGCACGCUUAGAGUUUAACGUUUAAGAUUUAGAGUUUAAGGUUUGCAAAGGACAACCUUUUUUGAAUUAACUGUAUAAAUUGUUUCAUGGAUUAAUUGGUACAUUGAUUGCUUAUUUUUGGACAUAGACCGCUGAACUUGAAAAAGAGAUACAUCGGAAACAUCGCCAGUUUGCGUAAGUUUUUAAGAUCCUCCUCUAAACUCGAAAGUGUAAACUGUAAACUACCUGAAAUUCUCUUUUAUGCCCCUCCCCCUCUGAAAUAUACUUCUCUAGUAGGUCCCUUGUUUCUAAAGGGUAGAAUUUAUAAUGCCCUACCCACAAUUUUUAAGGCCCUUAUAACAAUGAAACGCAUGACUUGUGUACUGAUUAGAUUUAUUAAUUGGUCUACAAGUUCCCGUUAGUUUAAUGUGUUUCUGACAUACUUACAUUGGCUAAAUUAUUGAGCCUGCCACCAUUUUUAAACAUGCCUCAAAUUGUAAGCCCCCCUCCCCUAGUGUCCGCCACUGAGUCCAGUCUUAAAAUGACGAAGUUUGUGAAAAUGUGAAUCACUUUUAUUUUUCAGUGGGUUAAAUCCCGCAGAUUGUGAAGUGAACUUUUUAAAGAUUAUGAGAUCUGUGGAAUCGUAUGGUAUGCAUCAGUAUGAAGUAAUGGUAAGUAGUUCAACAAAGGACAAUAGACUAGAAAAGACCCAUUGAUUCGACCAUGAGGGUGUGGCAUUGCCCUGGUUAAACGAUAGGCGAGUCAUCGCAAAUUUUAAUUAAAUUUUAGGGAGACAAGAAUCGUAAUAAGUAUCACCUUGGUCUAUCACACAAAGGAAUUAUCGUCAUUAAAGAUAAUGCACAUGUAGCAACACAUGCUUGGUAAGCAUACAGUACGAUAGUUUAUUUCGUUUUCCAGUCUUUGUAACUCAGGUUUACAGUACGUGAAGUUUCUUCCACUUUGAAGGAAACGCCCCUUUGAAGGACAUUGGAUUCGACUACAAGUCUAUAUAUAACAAAGGCAUUUAAAAUGCUAGCGAAAACAGGUGGAGCUCUUAAUAGCUGACAUCCCCCAUAUUUUUACUUUUGUCGCUCAGAAUUACAUCAGUUUAAACAAGGUCCUUUCAUAGUGGCACGUUGAAAAAAUGGAAACCAUUAGCAACACUAAGGCUUUGAUUAUAUUUGAAUGUUGUCUUCCGUUUACCAGUAAAUAUUUACUUUCACCACAAUUUGAUCCGACACGAAAACAUGACACGUCACGGGCGAGAGGAAGGAUCUGCGGUUUUGGUAUAAUACAUAUACUGUAUGUUUAAUUUCUGCAGUACAUGUAACGUUUCCUUGUAUUUAUAGUAUUGCAACUAUCUUAUUUUAGGCCAAGAAUAAUGAGUUUGUCUUUUAAAAGAAAUCAUUUCAACAUCGUCGUUGAAAAAACAGAGGUUUGUCACAAACUUAUUCAAAUUUCCCUCUUUCGUUCAAUAUUUAGUUCUUACGACCUCAAGCUCAGAAAUAUGUUAAUGUUUUUGAAUGAGUUGAAACCGUAGGUAACAGAUACUCUUUUACAAUACAUCAUUUUGCUAGUUACAUUCCUCCAAAAAAACAGUAGUUUCCCAACUUUUUACACUAAUAAAUGAUUAGCUCACACCCGAGUGACGACUUUUGUCCUUGAGGGGAAUUAGAGCUAAAAGAAAUUUGCAUUGGAAAAAUAGUGUAUUACAAUAAAUCAGUGGUGUUCUAGAACCUUAAACUGCAGUUGGACUGUAGCAUGUAGCUGAGACUGGAAUCAAUGUAUCGACUGUUCAAUCAUUUGUGUUUCACUUAGAGCCACAAUAGAAUUGCAAAACAGUACUUUGCCUACUGUGUAAAGCAAAAUAAAAAAGGAACACCUUUGAAGAGGAUCGACCGUGUGGGGAAACUACAGUAAUUGUUUUAAAUGAUGAUUGAACUGAUGAGUCUCAGCUACAUGUUAUAGUGGAACUGCAAUGUAUUCCCAACGCAGAACGUGCCAUUUGGAUGCGCAGUCGCCAUUUCGAAUUGGUUGGAAUCAGGCGUUUUGGUUUUUUUUUCUGCCGGGGAGGGGGGAGAAAAGAGGAUCGAGAGGGAAAAUGGGAGCGGAUGAGAUGAACCAGGAAAUAAAGCAUGCAUGAUAUUCAGGUAAAUGUAUGUUUUGUUCUAUUUUCAGAAUCCGUCGGUACAUGAGCCAUUCUCGUUUACAUUGGCGUCUGCCAAAGCCAGUAAACAGAUGUGGAAAGCCGCUGUAGAGAGCCAUUCUUUCUUCCGGUAAGUCAAUCUUUCGAAACACAAUAGUACUUUUCUUAUUCGGUUUAAACAUUUUCAAUAUCGAAAUGUCUAUAUCUGUAAUUUGCUUUAUAGUUUGUUAAAAACAGGCGAGACCCCAGUAUCUACUGCAAGUUUCUUUAGAAGAGGAUCUAAGUUUAGAUUCAGGUAUUUUUAUUAUAAUUAUUUCCCAACUAUAUGCUGAUCAACAUUACUUAUUUACGGUGGGUGCGUCAAAUUCCCUGACGCGGACCUUGAAUUUUGUAAGAAGCAGGAGAGUGUAAAAUCGCUCUUCUCGUUUCGCUAAGGAGAGUAAUAGGGGAUGAUAGGUCGGAAUCUGACAAAUAUAGCAUCAGAAAGGUAAGUCGCAAACUGGAAGUGAUGUAAAAACGUCUCUUGCGAGAAAAAUACUUUCAUUAAAAAGUACCUGUUUGCUCUCCGCGUCAAUCAAAACCCUAAACAAUUUUGUUGUAAAAGCGCUCUCUCUCUCUCGAACAUUUUGAGCGUGUGAGAGCGAUGGUGCCUCUCAAAAUUCAAGGUCUGCUGACGCCCGCAGCACAACAACCCAUACGUCUAUACUAUACUAUACUAUACUAAGGCUAACGCUUUCCACACGAAAUAAAAUAUAUGCAGCACUUUAUUGCGAUAUAGUACACCUUCCAAUUAUUCUGCCUAUAUCAACGAUUAUUGGUGGGUUAGGCAGAGAAGAUUUUCAAUUUUAUAUUUGUUUGUUGUAGUGGGAGAACACAACACCAAGUGAAUUCAGAGGCAAAGAAAAGUGCGAGGAAACAGAUGAAGAUCGAGAGGUACAGUACAUCUGUGGCGGAUACUUCGCGAAAUUUGGCGGAUGGGGCAAGUUUGGGUUGCCACCAUAUGAUAGGAAUAUUUCAAGGAGAACUUCGACGUUUCGAGCUAAGACCCUCGACCUCCCUACUCCGUAGAAGCUUAGAAGUGCUUAUGUGAAGAUAAAAUAUGAAUGCGCUAUUAAGUAUGAAUGCGUUAGACGGUAAUGCCAUAGACGGUAAUUAUAUACAAUAAAGAAACCGCUAAAAUUCGGAGAGCGCGGGCUCCGAAUUUUCGCAGUUUUUACUGUCUAUGGCAUUACCGUCUAGGGCAUUCAUACUUUAAUAGCCCAUUCAUAUUUUAUCUUCGCAUGUCUAAGUACUUCUAUGGGGAGGAGAGGGGCCCUCGACGAAGGGCUUUCACUUUCCCUUGUAUUUUUCAGGUAGUUGUAAGUUGUAUCCCUAUCAAUGCAAUAUGUAGCUUAAUCUAUAGCCUAAAUAUAAUUGUUACAGCUUUGUUUCACAGUUAUUCAGCUAUCAAUCAAAGGUUUUCGGAAAUUAUUUGGGGGGGGGGCGGCUCGUCGGACGGUGUCCACCAUUGCAGUACAACAGUACAAUCUAAAUUAGUUUUCUGAUAUUUAUACAGGACAAAAAGCGAAAGAUAUUCCAAAAGAUCAACUGUGGGUAAGGAGAAAAAUAAGAAGUAUUCUUUAGGUCCUCGAAUAACAGCGAGUAUAGCUCUAAGGAUUUUAGCCUGCAAAUACAGUCGUGAUAACGAAGGAGUGAAUCAGGCCGGCUGUAUUCGCAGGCUAUAAGGAUUUUCACUGUGAGGAAUAUUUAAGACUUUUAUAUACAUGUAAGUGUUCGUACUGUGUUCAUUAAUAAUUUAUCCUGCAGGUUAUAUCCGAGUGGGUUCCAAAGUGUGGGCCAAAGCACUAAAUGGAGAUUACUACAAAGGCGCUGUGACAGGCCUGGGUGAGAAAGUUCACAUCAAGUUUAACAACGAGGAUACAAUAGCUCAUGAACGAGAUGCUGACGAUUGUGUUGUAUUUGAUAUGGACCCUAAUCCCGAGGACAUUCAGAUUAAUACCAGAGUCAUCGCUCACUGGUCGUCAAUCUCUGCCUACCUCUCUGGUACUGUAAUCAAGAUUGAAGGACAGAAAUACUAUGUACAUUAUGACGAUGGAGACAAAGGAUGGAAUAGUAUCAGACAGCUACGCAUUUUAAAACCUCCAACAUAUUUUGGUAAGCUUUCUACUUUCUAGAUUCUCCACACCUCGAACAUACCUGACAAGUAUGUCCUCUAAUUCCUGCCCUAUGUACGUUUAGCAGAAUUUAAAAAUUUAGUACCGCUUUUUAUUCUGAAAAUUGAGUUCAAAUACUUAUGUUUUUCUCACAUGUAAGGCCCUGGUGCAAAACUACGUGCUAGAAUCAAGAAAGUUGAGUCCUUCAAGGAGACCAGUAUGAUGGCUCGUCCGAUAACUAUGGAAAAACCGCUGAAAGCCAAGGAACGCAGGCGUUUAGAGAACAACGGUGAAACCAAGGCUCCUUCCCAUGCUCCUCCUCCGCCACCAAACAGUGGUAACCACAACGAACGUAAGGUGUCCAGCAGCAAGAGCAGUGAUGGCCAUAAUGAACAACGGAAUAAUAGUGCACCACGUCAUCACUCUGCCUCCGCUGCGGAAAGACGAACUGCACUUGAUAAACUACUGAACUCAGCUGACGUAGCCACUGAUGUUGAUACUGGACAGGCUGUGUUUGUUCAUGACGAAGAAAGAUAUAGAAAUAAACAUGCUACUGCACCACCUUCUAUGCGCAAUCAAAGGUAGUGUUCAAGUGACUCAUAAUAUCACAAACGUGGGGGUUCAGUGUAGGCAGUGUUUUUCAAUAAAACUGUUGAAGUUUUGGUUCUAACUGUCCGAAAAACAGGUUAAGACGUUCCGACCAAAAGGCCCUUCAUAUGGAAGUAAAAGGAGGGCCUUAACACACUAGAAUUUUUUAACAUUUUUCUGGCAGUUCCGACCAAAACCUUCACAGGUUCAAAGUUUAGAAUGUAGUUUUGAGAACUCAAGGGAACACAUGGAAAAGCUACCACCUAUCAAUGUUAAAUAUAUCAGAUAACUUUACAGCGCUGCAAAUAAUUGUUUACGAUCUGCUGGUCAAACGGCCAAUCCUGCCGAUCAUAUAUUACAAGUAAAUCAUUAUCCAUACAAAAAAAGUGUCCGGGUUCGUAUAUUGCCGGUCAUUGACCGUUGACCGGCCGUUACUGGCAGUGCUGCCUUUAUCCAGAUACAUACAGUGUCAUCUACUCAUUCAGACUUGUAAAAUUACCUCGUAAGUUUUGGUAGAGGACCACAGCCCAGAAAUGUGCAUUCUUGUUAUCAGAAAAAGAAAAUUAUCAGAAAAACAUUGAUACGUGAUUUUUCUUUAGACCCUCUCAAGAGAAGAGUUCAAUAUCAAGUGACCAGGUUUGAAAUGUUCUAUAUUUCAUAAUUAUUUACAUGAAAUAUUAAUAGACAGUUCCCCAUUAUAGGCUAAUUUUAAAACUAGGCAAGGAGAUGCAAAUAAAUCACCACAGCUAGAAAGAGUAUUGUUAGCAAAGACAACGGAUUAAUGUUAAAUGAUCAAAUUAUGAUUUUUUUUAUUCUAGAGAGAUUACUAUUCGUCGAGACGUCCUGGUCCUCCGAUGACAGAACUGUGACAGCAUUGUGCACCUACUAAAUUCUUUAAAAAUUAAUAUACGCCUAAAAACAAUACACGACAAUACCAAAAUGUUAUCCACUAGAAUCCUUUCUAUAUUUUCACUGGAUAUGGGGGACAAAUUUAUUUAUUUAAUCAGAUAUAUUGUUUGGAGUUGAUCUUACAAACAGAUACAGCAUAUAUAUAAGAAGUUCUUAGAUGUAUAGUCACAUGCAUGUAUUCUUUUAGUUAUAUAAAAGCCAAAGCACAUUGGGGUCGGUCAGGGGGAGGUAGUGGUAUACCAAAUAAUACUAAAAAAUAGAUCAAAAUACCAAAUGACCUUUGUAAACUUUAUGCCAGAAAUUCCCAAAAUCUAAAUAUACCAAAUGGCAAAUACCCAUAAUUUCAAUGCACUGUAAAUGUACCGUAUACAGGGUGCGAUAAUUCAAUAUUUUUAGCCGUACCUGACUGGUACUCCGACAAAUUUUGCCGCGUACCUGAUCUGGUACAAACUUAAGAGUCAAGCCGUACCUAAGACUACUUCCGAGUCACGCGUUUUUAUACGUAUAGUUUACUGGUCCAAAAGCAUAAAAUGUAUGGGCAAUUUUGUACAAAUGAAUCUUUAAUUAAUAUGGUAUUUGUACAACAUAAUAUAACAGUUUUCAAAGCGUCGACGUUGUGACUCGAAUGCCAUCGCUCAUUCACAGUGGAUUUACCGAGGGUGCUAACAGUCUGACCUCAGCUACAUACAGUGUAGUUUUCCUCAUUGGGCCUAAAAAAACCUGUGGUUCCGGUUUCAUAUCGCGCAAAAAUUAGGGUAGGUAGGUCGGAAAUAAAAAUUAUUUUUUAAAUAACUUUUUUUGAAUAUUUUUUCAUGGUUUUGGCGGGAUUUUUGGAUGGGCGAUUUUCAGUGGAGUCCCGCCAUCAAUAUUAACUAGAGAUGCGUAGUUCCUACGGACGAAUUUAGGCAAUUUGGUUCAAUAAUUAUUGUGACAACAGACGCCAUUUUGGCACGCUGUACGAGCAGCCCGGAACCGAAAUAGGGUCGAUCGUGUUGAAAAAAAUAUAGGGUGGGCAGAAAAAAAUAUUGUCGGUCGGGAAACCGGAACCACAGGUAUUUUUUUAGGCCUUGGUAUAUAGCAUUGACAAUUAAGCCCAGGUCACACCACACAACGAUAACGAUACGAUAACUUGUAAGCACGCGAUGAUUGGUAAAAAAAUUAUGUUGGUGUCCACACUACUCUACAGCGAAAACGAUAAAAUUAUCGGCGUUUGACGAUAACGAUUUUAAAAUCGCUCACCCGAGCGAUUUUUUUCCGUUGACGAUGACGAUAAAUUUUUUGAUCGAGCGCAAAGAUGUUAACCUUUUGGCUUUUUUCAUCCCAAAAUAUGUCGGAUGCGUGAAAUUUACAUGUACAGCUAAAGUUCUUCACGGUUUUGAAUACUUUGGCAGGUCUGCUAGAUAUUGCUUGAAGGAAAAUGUAAGUACGUGAAUAGCAAAUUUCCGCGUACCUACGUGGUACUUGCCUAAAAACAAAGAAGUACCAGACCAUAAAUUUGGCGUACCUCCGGUACGUUGGUACGCGAAUUAUCGCACCCUGGUAUACCUGAAUUAAUAACCCAUUAGAUACCAUAUACCCAAAAACCCUGGCCGACCCCAGCUUGUUUUACAUUGACGACUACUUCCGUGUGAAUAUCGCGAUACCUCCAUUUGUGUCAGCAUGGCCUUUGUUGAAGUAUAAUCGGUGAGAAAAUAUCAAUUCGUUAAAAAUUCGUGUGUGAACAGGCUUUAAGUGUAGCGAACUGGGGGUUUUAUAUCUUAAACAUACCAAAAGGUAUGGUAUUAAAAUGACAUUUUAUUUCCCGUAACGGUAUUUUAAAUGUACUAAAAUAUAAAAAAAUAUUAAUAGUUAAGAAGACUUAGUAUUUUAGUGUAGAAAUAUUAAUUUUGCUUUCAAGUAUAUAGAUAUAUAUUUAUAACGCAUUUAGAAUAGCGAAUAUUGUAUUAUGUAAGCUAUUAAUUGUUUGUAUACGCUGUAUGCAGAAAUAAAACAUCCUUUUCUCAUAAGAAAGUGUUUGUCUUUUUUGCCCUUCAAU
This is a messenger RNA of Paramuricea clavata, 20521 nucleotides long. The record is from the annotation of a GenBank genome assembly. Lineage: Eukaryota; Metazoa; Cnidaria; Anthozoa; Malacalcyonacea; Plexauridae.